Pseudo-nitzschia multistriata is the source of this 1530-nucleotide messenger RNA. NCBI's taxonomy places the organism in Eukaryota, Bacillariophyta, Bacillariophyceae, Bacillariales, Bacillariaceae. The record is from the annotation of a GenBank genome assembly.
CUUUUCUGUCUGUUGAAACAAAGAGGAUACAACUUUCUCCACCAGGAGAGAAACAGGCAUUUCGUGGUAGAAACCAUUACUCCACUAAUUCCCAACAAGAUUCAAUGCCUCAGCUAGAAUUUCCUGCUCUUCACAUAAUUGAAAUCGCUUCUCCAGUUUCAUUAUGUCCAUUGACCAUCAGAAGGUGCUACAUGUUACAGUCCUGGCAGCAAUCGCCGCGUUUCUCGUAUGUCCUGAAUCACCUGAAGAGAUUUUGCUAGUAUCGAUGGGAUAUUUGAUUCCGAAGUACAUUUCGAAAUUAUCAAAGUACGGUGACCUCCCGGCAGCUUUACAUGGUCUGGCUGUAGUCGUUGCUUGCCUGGACGUUCGAGAGACCAAACUAGUAUGGAUAGGAAUUAUCUUUGCAAUGUCCAUUUCGAAAAUAGCGAAGGUUGGUCACCAUCCAGUAGCUUUUCUUAGCCUCGCUGCGGCCAGCUAUUUCCUGUUUUGCCUCCAGCCUUUGUACGAUGGAGAGGGCUUGGUUGUAUUGCUGGGAAUUAUCAUUGCGAUUUACAUUCAACGCCCAGAGGCUUCCAGGGAAAGAAAAGGUGAUAUCGAAGGUGACGAUGAGUGCAUUGUCCGGAGCAUCGAGGAGCUCAGACAAAUAAUGCCGGCAGGACUGGGUGGAAACUGCUUAGAGGAUGCCAAGAAAGUUAUUGGGUAUCUGGACGACCAAAUGAUCAACUUUAUUCACCACUCUCCCCUCAUCUACCUGGCCACCGUUGACAACACUACAAAAUAUCCCUUUAUUUCCCCCAAGGGUGACAAGCCAGGAUUCGUCACAGUUCGUCAAAAUCAUGAAACCAAAAAACACACACUAAUUAUACCCGAUCGCCCCGGUAACCGCCUCCUCUUUGGCCUUCAAAAUAUUUUAGGCCAGAGAGAAAGUGGAACCGAUCAUGAAACUGCGAAAGUAUCUAUCUUGUUCGAAGUACCUGGAACAGGAUCGACCCUCCGGUGUGGGGGUUCUGCGUGGCUCUCGACUGACCCAGCUCUGAUCAGGAAGCAUGUGGCUAGGGGCUGUCCCCCAAAAGUUGUCAUCCUUGUUGAUGUUGACCAUGCAUUUUUCCACUGCUCCAAAGCAUAUAUGAGAUCCAAGGUUUGGGAUCCAAAAUCAUGGCCAUCCAAGCCCCUUAAUGUCACUUUUGGUAGGUACUUUGCUAAGAAGGGAAGUUUGUUGGCUAGUAAAAUUGAUUCUGAUGUUGACAAGCACUACCAACAGAUCCAAAAGGCUAUCGAUGGGGAGGCGUGUGAAGAAGAAAAGUAAUGAGACGAAUCAGUGGGGUUUUCGUUUUAUCAGACACAAAAAGUUUUUCAGGCUCAAAAUUUCAUGUUCCAUCUUCGAAACUGUGUGACUAGCUGGGUAUUCGCAUAUAGCCUGGGCAACUCGACGAAUCGACACUUUUUGUUAGUCAUUGUAUCUAUUUUCAGCGAACGCCGAGUUGUCGAUUCCAUCUGGUAAAUCUAAGAAAAUAUAGCGGAAAGACUAGU